UGAUAUUCUUUAUAAAUCAUAGAUCUCUCAUAACUUGUCGAUAUGAGUAUGAGAUUUGAAUAAAACACUGUUACCUAAUUAAUCAAUACAUGAAUUUUUUUUCUAUCAAAGAAAGACAUGACAUAAUAAUAGUAAAACAGUUGUUUAAUUGGUUUUCGAUGCAAAUUCGCUCAUUCAAAAGGUAUGGCUAAAUUGCAAGUUUGGUCACUCGAAUUGCAACAAAAUUUCACGUUUGGUCACUCGAAUUCGUUUAUUCCAUUCGUAGCAAUUCGAGUAAGCAAUUAGUGAUCCCUAUGUGUUGGAAGCCCUGGGCUUGCGGGAUUGUAUACUUGAUUGCUGCAGACGUGGGCUCCGAUCCAUAUCAUUUUGUGGAGAUGCGAAAUUAAUCAUUGACAAAUGUGUGGCAAGAGAUGCAGCGGACAUCAAGAUUGUUGCCCUGUUGCAGGAGAUAUUUUUACUCUUGGAUGGGAUGGAUGUGGUUGAUAUUCAGUUCAUUGGUAGAAUUCAUAACAGAGCGGCUCAUUGUGUAGCCCGUCAUGCUCUGCUUUUGUCGCCUCAAUUGUUUGCGAGGUUCGACUUCUGUUCUUGGCUUCGUUCUAGGGGAAUAUAACCCCUUUAGUCCCCUUGUAUCUAAACGAUUUUCUCUUCUGAAGAGUGAUCUAAUGAAAAAAAAAAAAACCAAACUUGCAAUUUAGCCCAAAAGGUAUAUACGCAGAUCGUCCACAUAUUGGCAUUUGGCAGGCCUCAGCCUGUGUUCCCCAACAUCAUCCCGGCCCAACACGUAAUCAGACCCAAGCUUUCAGGAAGCCCAAUCCAAUCUGUAAUUCACUCCUCAGUCCUCACCCAUCAAAUCCAAUUGCAAAUACCCAAAUGUGGUAGUGGUGCUGACUACUGUGUUCGUCUCCUUUACGAGCUUUCCUUUUCAAAUAUUAAAGAACUGUCCACAAAAGCUUUGCAUCUUGGUUCUUAACUUCUUAUUACUUUACCCAGUCAAUGAGUUUAACCAUUUUUUCCCCUGUAAAAUAAUCUAAAAGUUGGUUUCAAUUUAGUAAUUUAAACCUACCUUUUCCCUUUCCUCAUAGGAAAUUUUGGCGCUGACCCACAAAAAGAAGAAGAACAAGAAAAAAAAAAUAGUUUCUGCCGCUGCCGUCCAAAUGCCGCUUUCUCCAAGACUGCUCUGUUUCUCCGUCUCGAAUCACUCCCCGUCACCCGACCACCGCCUCUACCGUACGUGUACUGCAAUGGGCGACUACUAGAACGACGGCGUCAGCAGCUCCGGCUACCUCAACACAAAUUUAAAAUAGUAUAGGUGUAAAAAAAAAAAAAGGGAGUAGCGUCCCUUUCCCUUCCAGUACUCAGAAAUUUCUUCCGCCAUUGCCAGGGGAGAAAAGAACAGUAGUGCAAAGGCAAAGCAGCGCUACUUCUCGUGAUUAGCAUUUCCUCCUACCAAAAUCUUUUACUGCAACCCUUUUUCUCUCUCUCUCUCUCUCUCUCUUCAUUCACUCUCCUCCUUCCUUCUCUCGUGCCCCCCCGCUCCGAACCCUAACCUUUUUACCCCAGCAACGCGUUGUUGUAGGCUUGUAGCAUCUCCCCUCCCUCUCCUUUUGCCGUCUCUGUUCUCUGAUUGAGUUGCUCUCGAUCUCUGUGGCUUUCUGAUCGUCGAUCAGUCUUCUGGUAAUUUGUCGUCCCCCCCUGAUUCUGUUUACUCUCUGUUUGCUGCCACUGUUGCUGGUUGCUUUUUCCCCGGAGCUUCUGUCUAUUUGAAAAUGGGCUUUGGAGGCUUUUUGUUGGGUCACUGCUACUUGUUUUCCUUCUUCUGAAUUCUGAUGAUUCAUUUGCUUUUCUGGUUUUGAGAAUUCGGAGCUUCCUUUUGGUGUCUGCUUUCUUAGAGUUUAGCUUUAUUGAGUUUAUGUGUUAUUUGGAAUUUCAGUUUGGUCCCCUUCCGCUGAUGAUCAUAGGCUCGGAUAUCGGAAUUGGGAACCAAUUGUUCUAAAAUUUGGUCUUUUUUAGGGCUACAGGAUAGUGAAGCUUCUGAAUUUUGUCCAAGAUGGUAGGAAAUUAAUUGAGAGAUCGAUUCUGGGAGUACAAGGGUUUAUCUACAUUUGGAAUGACGGUCUUAGAUACUGAUAGAUUUAGUUUGGUAGAUAACUUUUUAUGUCCUACCUUUGUGUACCACCACCAUGAAUGAUCUAAAGACAGUGGACCAGCUGAAGCAACUAACACUUUAUAAAUUCAGUUGCUACCCGGUUUUUUUACUGUCUAAAGGACUAUAGUUUCUUUUUUUUUUCUGUUGUCGAUUUAAGUUUGUGAAAUGGAUGAAGGCGUGUGCUUAGCUUAUCUGAAGCUUUGCUGUUCAUGGCAGGGAUUGGGUGCUUCAGUUUCAAGUGAAUGAAGUGUUCUCUCCUUUGUGGUUUAAGAUCAAGUGAUUAACGAGACAUUUGAAGGAAGUAUGACUUCGUCAUUGGUUACCAUCUUAGGUUGUCUUCAAGCUGCUUCUUUGGAGAUUGGGUAAUUUGAUUUUUGCUGAACCCACCAGCCCCUUUGUAGCAUCUGAUGAAUCCGCUCAAGAUGGAUCGAUUAUCAAGCACUUCGGAGAUUGUGGAAUCAACACCAGAAUUAAGUCUUGAAGUUAAGAUGGGUGAGAAAGGUGGAAACAGUUCCAUUCCGACUUCCAACAAGUACUCGAUAGAAGAUGACAUAAAUCGUCUUUUUGAAGCAAUAGACAUACGAAGGACUAAAGGUUCAUCCCAUGAAGGUGGCAGUGGCAGAGAUGCUCUGCUGAAGAAAGCCAUGAAGAGACCCAUGAGAGUGGGUUCACCUCAAGCAUCCGGGAUUGGCAUCUCAGAGUCGGUGAGUUUGAAGCAGGCUUUGCGGGGACUAUGCAUAUCUCAAGCAUCAGAGAUGGCUGCUAUGAAGCGAUUGUCGAGGCCAACAGGUUCAGCUAGGGCUUCAGAGGCAGGAUCCAGUAAAAUGUUAUACAGGACUGUAGUAGUUGAGGCUAAUGAUUCAUCUGGUCUUACUCCUAGCAAAGGUGAUGGAAAGGUGGUGGAAGUCUCUCUUGUACCUGAAACAGUCACAUCAAGCUGUUCUCAGAAUAUAGUUGAACUAUCACAGAUUGAUAAGGCAGGGUCAUCUGAUCAAAGUGCUGAUUCUUCCAAGUGCCAGAUAGCUCCAACAGGCUUUGUUAGUGAAGUGUCGAAGCUGGAAAUUGAAAGCCCUAGUGCUGUAGAUUCUUCAUCUUGUAAUGAGCAAACCCCAAACGUGGAUGACACUACUGUUUUAGACUCAAUCCAAGGUUCAGGAGAACAGUCUAAUGCUUUGCCUUCACAUUCAGGUUCAAGUAAUGGUAUAACAGGAAUCUCUCCUGUUUGCAAUACUACGAGAUUUAUAAAGCCAAUCUUCAGGAACAGGAGCUUUAUGAAGAAGAAAGGAAAGAAAGAUUCUGAAUUUGCUUCCAGUAGUUCCAAUUCACGUGACAUCAAGGUAGGUGACGAUAUGGAUCCUAGCCUUGGUAGUGCAAUGGAAUACGGUGAUAGAGCUUCCCCAGCAUCCAGUGGUAGCACCAGUAAUAGUAUUGAGUCCAGCUUCAGCACCGUGGACACGAGUGCAAGUAAAAUGGGAUGCAACAGCUCUGGUUGUGGAGACAGAUCUAUUUCCAAACUGACAAAAAUUGACGAGAGAUCCAUAUCAAGAGAAAAGGGUGAAUCUUUUUCCCAGAAUUCAAAGAGUAGUAGCAUUGGUGAAUAUAGUAGUAGUAGCACAAGUAUGAGUGUAGAUAGCAGCCUUAGCGGUUCGUCCUGUCAUAGUGGUUACAGACCUCAUAUGUCCAAGGACUUGAGAUGGGAAGCCAUUCAACAGAUUCAAAGGCAGGAUGGAGUUUUAGCUUUGAGGCAUUUUAAAUUAAUCAAGAAACUUGGUGGAGGGGAUAUUGGAUCUGUUUAUUUGGCUGAACUUUCUGGUACUGAUUCCCGAUUCGCUCUCAAAGUAAUGGACAAUGAAUUUUUAGCGGGCAAGAAAAAAAUGCUGAGGGCCCAAACUGAGAGAGAGAUUCUGCAGAUGCUGGAUCAUCCGUUUCUUCCGACAUUGUACGCUCACUUUUUAUCAGAAAAGUUAUCUUGCUUGGUUAUGGAGUACUGCCCUGGUGGAGAUCUCCAUGUACUUCGGCAGAAGCAACCCGACAGAUGUUUCUCUGAACACGCAACAAGGUUCUUCGUUGCCGAAGUACUCCUGGCCCUGGAGUACCUGCACAUGCUCGGCGUAGUAUAUAGAGAUCUCAAACCAGAAAACGUUCUAGUAAGAGAAGACGGCCAUAUAAUGCUCUCUGAUUUCGAUCUCUCGCUGAGGUGUGCUGUCAACCCAGUCUUACUACAAUCCACAUCUCCAGAUAUCGAUCCCCCAAAGAGGACAUCAACAAGCCCAUCAUGCUCUGAAUCAAGCUGCAUUGACCCUUUCUGUCUCCGCCCAUCCUGGCAAAUGUCCUGCUUCACACCUCGUCUUCUCUCGGUCGCUGCUACAAGAUCCCGGAAGUCGUUGAAAUCAGACCUCAGCUCUCAUCAGGUUACCCCACUGCCUCAGCUGGUGGUGGAGCCCACGAGCGCACGUUCAAACUCCUUCGUCGGGACCCACGAGUACCUCGCUCCGGAGAUCAUCAAAUCCGAAGGUCAUGGCAGUGCUGUGGACUGGUGGACGUUCGGGAUCUUCCUCUUCGAGCUGUUGUAUGGCAGGACUCCUUUCAAAGGAUCGGGAAAUGAGGAGACGCUGUCGAAUGUGGUGUCGAGAAGCCUCAAGUUUCCACGUGGGCCAGUGGUCGGUUUUCAUGCACGGGACUUGAUCAGGGGACUUCUGGUGAAAGACCCCGAGAAUCGACUUGGUUCAGCUAGAGGUGCUGCGGAGAUCAAACAGCAUCCUUUCUUUGAAGGCCUGAACUGGGCUCUCAUUCGUUGUGCUAUACCUCCAGAGAUUCAGGGUUACUCUGAUGGUCGAACUAGUAGCAGUAAGUGUAAGGGUGCAGAAGAGAAUGGCGAGUUUGAUAUGUUCUAGCUGUUAUCCGCGGAAUGACUUGCCUUUUUCAGAUGCUUGACCGUAACAGGUAUAUGUACAUUUUUCUUUCCUUUACCUAUACCUCCAAAUAUAUGGAUGUAAUAUAGUGUAAAUGUAGUUCCAGAACUUGGAUGUGUACAAGUUCCACACGAGUUUAGGUUUCGAGAGAGGAGGUUUACACAAGGGAAACGCAGUGCGAGUCUGUGACUGUGAUUGCUGAUGUUUGUUUGGAGAUGAGUUAUAUUCUGGUUUUCCUUGUAGGCUCCUCAGUGUAAACUUCUGCUUCAUAUUAGUAAUGGAUUUACCUCUUUUUCUUCUUCCUGAGUUCUCAGUGUGUAAUGUGAGGUUAAAGUACAGGCUGAAGAGCUGAAAUCGCUGGUAUAAACAGUUAAAAGUGAA
Molecule: messenger RNA, 5439 nt
Organism: Linum trigynum
Lineage: Eukaryota; Viridiplantae; Streptophyta; Magnoliopsida; Malpighiales; Linaceae
Source: the annotation of a GenBank genome assembly